Prorocentrum cordatum is the source of this 936-nucleotide messenger RNA. NCBI's taxonomy places the organism in Eukaryota, Dinophyceae, Prorocentrales, Prorocentraceae. The record is from the annotation of a GenBank genome assembly.
GAGGGCCGGCCUCCGGCGGAGCCGCGAAUCGCUGCCCGUGGACGUGCGGGUGGCGGCUGGCAGGCGGGCGGAGCAGCAGCCCUGCAUCAAGUGCCUCAAGGGCAUGCAGAGAGACAUGCAGAGGGUGCUGCUCCAGCAGAGGGUGCUGCUCCAGUCCACCCCCUGCGCGGACAACGCAUCGAAGGUCAAGACUGGCAGCUCCCUGGCCACGACCGCGCGGAUGACGUCCGCGGAGCGUGCCCUGCUGAUGCUUGCUCCCAGGCGGACCUCGUUGUCGUCGGCGGACCGCGAGGCGCUGACCUGACGCCGCGCCGCAGCCGCAGCGGCGAGCUCGGCCUGCGGCCCCGCGGCGGCGCCGCUUCCCAGCGCGAGGCGUCCGCGGGCGGCUCCGAAGGGGGGCGGCACUUCCCCCAUCGGAAGGAAGAGGAAUGUGCACUCGGCAGGAGCCUUCAGCGUGCUGGCGGACAUAUCUCUGGAGCCCAUGCUUUCCGCAGCGGCCGGGCUAGGAAUUGUCAUACACCUUGGAGAGGCUCCUUGGGGCUCGCCAAGCUCUUUUCCGUGUUUUUACACUUCUCUUCUUGACAAUCAAGCACGAGACGUUAUAUUCUAUCGCUGGAUGCCCAGACUUUCGAGAUUGAUGGCCGCUGUCACGGGACUCGCCAGGCCCAUUUACAAUGUUUGCGCCCGGCUUGAGAAUCAAGCACGGGAGUUUUUUACACAGGAUUCCAGGAUUUCGCGAUUGGUGGGCCUUCGCGGUCUCGACGGGAAGUGUCUCGCGGGCAAGGUCUCGCGAGCAAAUUUCUCGCGAGGAAGGCCCUCGCCUGGGUUUGGACGGGUGCCUCAGGGCGGACGGUUUUUGUCCCCGGUCGGGCGGCGACGCGCGCGGGCCUCGAAAGGACACCGGACUGGUCGGAGCGGGCUUCGUCGCGGCAGCGA